CUCAUUCAUAUUCAAGAGUUUAAUCUUUACACAACACAGCUGCUUUUCAUGUAAAGAAAUAUCUCUCUAGACAUCUGAAGAACAUGUACUCCGAUUUGUGAACACAUGUUUAAUUGUUUACUCUGUUAACAUAUCUAAAGGAUCUAGAAUAGAUGUGAUUAAAGCAAAAAAGCAGGAGCCGAACAACCUAAAACAUAACAGGAGACAGAGAGAAAAUUGGAUAACGAAUUAUUAAUAUCAUAACAUUCUACAUACAACAGGCAACACAUGUUUCGGGGUAUAUUAACUUAACCAUUCUUUAUGAGCGCAUAAAACAGCUAUAAUGUUGUUUUCCAUCACCGAUAAACAGAACAUAAGACAGAACAAUUCACAAGCGUUUUGAUUGAACCCUCCUGAAUUACCAUUAACACAAUUACCACACUCUGUGAGAGAAGAAAUAACAGCGAACGAGGUAUAUGUUGGAAGAACAAAAUGUAAAGCCGGUUUGAAAUCUAUGAACUCUUCUGUUUUACAAACGGGUAUUGGAUAUUUUUGUUACCGUAACUGUUGUGAGAUGCAGAUAUAAAUCGUACACAUGGAAUAUGAAAUAUAUACAGAGUUAGAUUUGUUUAUACUUUGUGAAAGAGUAUGAUCUAAUAAUAUCAGAUAAAAAACAUGAACUAUUGGAUCUACUAGAAAGGAUGCACAAUGUAAAAUUUAUUUACUUCAAGACUUCAGUACAGGAGAUAAUUAUCAGAUAAGAGCAAGGGUUCGUUUUGAAAUUAGUGCUUUUCAUGGAAUUACAAUAUAAUGUGAUUUACAUUCAUAGUUAUUGUGAAAAACUAUAGUUCAAUUUUAAUAAAUGUCACCAAUUACGUACUCACGGAUAGGCUAUUAGGCUUAAUGAACAAAACAAAACUUUGUGUAACAUUUCCUGUUGUAACCUUUAGACGUAUAAAAUAGUUUCAUUUUUCGAAUACCAGACUAGUGUUACAUUAACAAUGAGCAGAAGAGCAAGCUUAUUUGCUAAAGAGAAUCCCGAAGUUAAAAAGAAAGGUGUACGGUUUCCGGAUGAGUUAGUAUUUUUGGACAAUAUUAAAGAAAAUGACAUAAAUGCGUUAGGUCACAUGUUACGGAGAGCCAGCUUACAAGUUGACAUAAGUGGAAUUAAUGAUGUUGGGUUGACGCCUUUACAUCAAGCGGUGCUAGACGGCAAUGAAAGCGCUGUAAGACUUCUGGUAGCUCAUGGUGCAGAUAUUAACAAACAAGACGAUGAUUCCUGGACACCGCUACAUGCCGCGUGUGCCGAAGGACAUGCUGAUAUUGUCAAAUUUUUGUUAGAGAAAGGCGCUGACAAGAAUAUAUUGACAGAAGAAGGUGAAAGACCUCUUGAUCUCGUUGAACCAACUGAUUUAGAAACCAUCAGAGUUAUGCUUGGAAGUGUUCAACCUUGUGACAAUGAGCAAUCUGAUGAAGACACGUUAGAAGAAGAUGAAGUUACUUUCGGUCCCGGGUGACCUUUGUUUUGCUGCUUUCGUUAUUCUCCCAAUCCAUAGCCAUUUUGAAGUGUUUAUAAAGCAACCUAUUGCUGCCAGAUGCCAUCCAGGACUUAUUCAAAUCAUUCAUAUUUUGCAUACUCAUAAAUGA
Messenger RNA from Ruditapes philippinarum (Manila clam), 1626 nucleotides. Its product is annotated as protein phosphatase 1 regulatory subunit 27-like. Bases 981 to 1496 code for a protein of 171 amino acids. NCBI's taxonomy places the organism in Eukaryota, Metazoa, Mollusca, Bivalvia, Venerida, Veneridae. The transcript has 4 exons. The record is from RefSeq and is a predicted model, not a curated record. Gene Ontology annotation, cellular component: cytoplasm. Gene Ontology annotation, molecular function: enzyme inhibitor activity; phosphatase regulator activity; protein binding.